AUGUGGGAGAUUAAAGAUGCGCAGAAGAACCAGACGCAGGAGGAGGGACAGGAGGAGGGAGUGAGGAACGAGACGGAUGCUGAGGAGAGUGACGAAGAGUUCAACGGGUCGAACAUCGUCACCAAGGAUUGGAACGUCGACUACUACAUGAUCCUCGUCCGCAAACUCUUGUGCGUUUGCCGCUGCUCUGUGACGGCAGCUGAAGUUUUCCGUCCUGACAGGUGGGAGCCCACUACGAGGCAGAGGCGAAUGCAGAAGAGAAAGAUGGAAGGAUUCUCGGGACACGACUCGUUGCUGAGUGUAUCUGCGGAGAACAUCAAGUCUCUUGCGGGCUCGGCCGACCUGUCAGUCGAUGGAUCCAGUCUGUUAGGAGUGAGAAUCAGGAACUUGACGGUCAACGGCAACAACGCUGGUGAAGAAUAUCUGCUGGAGGACAGCAAGCUGUUCCGAGACCUGGCAGAGGUCAGCUUCUCCGUCUCCUUCCGCCGAGUUGGGCAGGUGAUGGAAGGAGUUUCCCGGCGAAACGAGAUCUGCUUCAUCCGAGCCGGCAUGGAGGAUGCUCUAGUGGCGAGGCUCCGCCAGGAGGUAGGAGAGGAGGCGUUCAACAGCUCUGGAGGCUACCAAGUGAGGGAGGAAGAGUGA
Molecule: messenger RNA, 642 nt
Organism: Guillardia theta CCMP2712
Lineage: Eukaryota; Cryptophyceae; Pyrenomonadales; Geminigeraceae
Exons: 8
Coding region: 1-642 (213 amino acids)
Source: RefSeq, a predicted model, not a curated record